Messenger RNA from Salvelinus namaycush (lake trout), 4559 nucleotides. RefSeq names its product adhesion G protein-coupled receptor A1-like. The transcript has 7 exons. Bases 1 to 2154 code for a protein of 717 amino acids. Gene Ontology annotation, biological process: cell surface receptor signaling pathway; G protein-coupled receptor signaling pathway. Gene Ontology annotation, molecular function: G protein-coupled receptor activity. The record is from RefSeq and is a predicted model, not a curated record. Lineage: Eukaryota; Metazoa; Chordata; Actinopteri; Salmoniformes; Salmonidae. Gene Ontology annotation, cellular component: glutamatergic synapse; plasma membrane; postsynaptic density.
AUGGUAAAUGAUAGGUGUACCCUCGGGAGCGCGGUGCACUCCGUUACCAUCGCUCUCAGGCACUUCGCGCUGGGUGUAGACCCCACCGCAGCCUAUUGGGAUUUUGACCUGCUAGAUGGGCACGGUGGCUGGCGGGCAGAGGGGUGCCACAUAACAGACUCCCUGGGCAGCACGACCACCAUCCAUUGCACUCAUCACAAUAACUUUGCGGUGCUAAUGGAUCUGAAGAAGGUGCUUUCUUUCCCCCCGUACCCUGGGGAGUUUCUGCACCCGGUCGUGUAUGCCUGCACGGCCGUUAUGUUGCUCUGCCUCUUCGCCUCCAUCAUCACCUAUAUCGUGCACCACAGCACAAUCCGCAUCAGUCGGAAGGGAUGGCACAUGCUCCUCAACUUCUGUUUCCACACGGCUCUGACCUUCACUGUGUUUGCCGGAGGCAUCAAUCGAAUCAAAUACCCCAUCAUCUGCCAAGCAGUUGGCAUGGUGCUACACUACUCGUCCCUCUCCACCACGCUGUGGCUGGGGGUGAUAGCCCGGAACAUUUACAAACAGGUGACCAAAAAGCCCCUGCAGCCCCAGGACGGUGACCCGCCUGCCAACACCAAACAGCCCAUGCUAAAGUUUUAUUUAGUCAGUGGCGGAGUGCCCUUCAUCAUCUGUGGAAUCACAGCAGCCAUCAAUAUUGACAACUAUGGCAGUGGGGAGGCGGCACCCUACUGCUGGAUGGCGUGGGAGCCCAGCCUUGGAGCCUUCUACGGCCCCGUGGCGUUCAUCGUCCUGGUCACCUGCGUCUACUUCCUGUGUACCUUCAUUCAGCUGAGGCGCCACCCCGAUAGGAAGUACGAGCUGAAAGCCCUGACUGAGGAGCAGCAGAGGCUGGCAUCCAUCACCGACGUGGGUAGGCAUUGCCAUCAAGGGGAAGGGGAGCCCGGAGCCCUGCCACUACUGCCCAAUGGAGGGCAGUGCCACGCGGGCUGCCACUCGUCCACUGCCAUCAACCCCUCUAUGCUGGCCAACGAGCAUUCGUUCAAGGCCCAGCUGAGGACGGCGGCCUUCACCCUCUUCUUGUGCGUGGCCACGUGGGCCUUCGGGGCGCUGGCUGUUUCACAGGGCCACUUCCUGGACAUGAUCUUCAGCUGCCUGUAUGGUGCCUUCUCCGUCACGCUGGGCCUCUUCGUGCUCAUCCACCACUGUGCCAAGCGGGACGAUGUGUGGCACUGCUGGUGCGCCUGCUGCCCCGGGAGACGCGCCAACCACGGUUGCCACGGCCAUGGUCACGGCCACACUCGCCCAAAGGUUAAUGUCAAUGGGGAUGCCUUAGGGCACGGGCAUGGGCACUGCCACCUGGAUUCGCCGUACCCAGGUAAGGCCCUGUUAGGAGGACACACCCACAGUGGCACAUUGGGUCACUGUAAGCAUGGCAGCCUGGCGUCGUCGCAGAACCAUGUGACGUGCCUGCCCGCCGUGGUGCCGUGCUGCGCCGCCCUGCACAGCCAGCAGCUGAUGGAGGAGGAGCCUCCCGCACACGUGCUGCUACACGCUGACCCAGAGGGCUACCUGCCAGACAUCCACCUGCAUCGAUGCCUGAAGGGCAGCACUAGGACUAAGCCUCGCCACUUCAGCCGUCACCGGCAGGCUGGCACAGGAGGGGGAGGAGGGGUGGGAGAGAGGGAGUACGCCUAUCACAUCCCUACUAGUGUAGACGGAGGCUCUAUCCACAGCUCCCACACAGACAGCCCUCACAGUACGCACGAGCGUCACGGACACAUCUGCCACCUAGCUGCUGCCCCCAAUGAAGUAGGCCACCACACUUGCCAAGCGGCAACGGCUCACGAGGCGGCGCUGGCAUGCCACGCCCCCUGCCACCGGCACAUGCCUUGCUGUGCCAAGGCGGACCUGUUCCCCACUCUGCGCCAGGUGGAGGCAGGCGACACAGGCACCUUUCUGUGCGGCUGUGGCAAAAUAGCCAAUGAGGAGGACGUGAUCAUGCCUCAUCACCACCUGGAGAUGCACCCGCGCAGGCAAUCCUACCCCCAGAACCCGCCGCCCAAUCAGAAUGGCAUCCUUAAAGGUGGCCUGCACGAGGGUUUCCUGUACGCAUCAGACAGCACAGGGAAUAUACGCACUGGACCCUGGAAAAAUGAAACUACUGUGUAGUCUAAAGAUGGGGGGAAGAUAUCGGCAUCCAUUCCCGCCCCAGCCUCCGUCCCUCCAAUCCUCAACUCACUCCUCCUUUCCUUUCUAGGAACUACGACAACAAAAAUGAUUUCACAACUCUAACAUCGCGACUUUUACUUUAUAUUCUUUGUUUGUUUUCAUGUGUUCCAUUUCACUCGACAGAUUAUCUGACAUUGUCGUUUAAGCUCCCCAAUGACCAGCCAUACAGUACACAGAACACAUUUUUCUCCUUCAUAGAGGAAUGUGAGUCCCACGCUGCGAGAUACAGUACCUUUUGUCUAAGGUAUUUUUAGUAUGUUAUUAUUAUUACAGAUCUAUCGAAGAUGGAGAUUACGGAUGUGUGUGUGUGGAUGUGUGUGUGUGUGUGUGUGUGUGUGUGAACAGAACAUUUGUGUCUAUUCUCGCUCAAAGCAAAUGAGAUUGCGUUCUCUUUUGUGAGUCCCUAAAAUCCUCCGACUACUCUCUGAUUUGUGUACCUGCAGUACUUCAAGAGGCUCAGUAUCAGUGUUUUAGGCAAACACACCAGCAAUUUAGAGUCAUUGGUAUUUUCGCCAUUUUGAACAAAAAGCAUACUUACUAUAAUAUACUGUGAAUAUCAGUUAGAGAUUUCUUAGUAAUAUACAAAGAUGUCUGCUCUCGUCAGAGUUCCGUGGAUGCCGAUGCGUUGUGAAAGUGUAAAAAAAAGAAAUCACACAUUGAAAAACCGAAACCACAUUGAGUAUUCUGUUACAGGUUGAUAUUGAAUGUUCUUGUCUGUAUGAUGUCUUACUGUUGUGUUUUUUUAGAGCGAAGUGUACAACUACAAUCACAUUGUCAUUGUGUAUAUUUGCGGUGUUGGCGCGAUAGUGACAUUCAUGUCAUCACAUGCCAUGACCAAGCAGCAGCCGUUCCAGGAUCAACCCUUUCCUCUUGUCCCGUUUGAUAUACAGUAAAACCCAAGCCAACAUUUUCCAUCUCUGGCAAGGCAUCACAAAAUGGUUGGAGGUUCAUUCAAUGGGUCAUGUCCGAAAUCAAUGCUUAAACACAAUAUUUCAUUUCUUUAUAGGAAACGGAGCAUGCAAGCCUUGUAUGUCGCUUUGUGCUGUGUUUUUGCUUUGUAUAUCAAUGCACAUUUCCUGAAAAACGCCAUCACUUUUGUCUAUGGAGCAGAUCAAGCUGUGUUUCGCUGUAACAUGCCGUGAAACAAACAAUUAUAUUUUUACACGAUUUUUAGUAUCAUUAUGCCAUUAUUAUGGAUGCUCCUGAAACCAUGUUCUGUUAAGGGACAGAGGACAGGGCAGAGAUUCCGUGUUGAAUAUUUAACCUUAUACAGGUGGUGUUAUGCAUGGUGGCCCUAAGAGCCAAUUCAUGCUUGAUUCAAAAAAUGUGGUGGGAGGCGCUGUAUGGAUGGUGUGACGCAAUUGCGGAGCCUCUGGAGGCACGGUGAGGCCAAAUUGAGCUCCGUACCACAUCGCCGUGCGCUCCAUAUAGCUCCGCACUGACAUGAUUGGUUGACGGUAGGUGAGGUCUUAAGGUCCUGUAUGAACACAAGCUAACUUCCUUCACAACAGCUCUGCUUUGCGAAGCGCAAGAAGUAUGAAUGCCCCUGACUUCUGCAGAGGCCAUAUCACCGUAAAUGCUGCGCGGCCAGUGCAGCCGUCAGAUUGACCACGCAGCGCCUUUUAAGUGGCAAAGUAAUUUAAGAAUAUCAAAUUUACCCCUUAGGGCCACCGUAGUUAUGUUCGGUAUGGAAACAAGUCAUUCCCGAGUGAGAGAGAACUGACAAGGUUAAUAGAGAAACAAAUCACUACCUACAAGAACACAGCAACUCCUGCCUGGCCAAAACCACCUUGGCAUGCCACACCAUCCAUCCAUCUUGUGCACUCUUGUCUAUGUACAUAGAAUUGGUUCUGAUGAAUUAUUUUAUACAAGAUUUAAAAUGUUAAAGAGUAAAUAAAUAUAUAUGUAAUGAAAAUGUAUGGGAAAGACCUCUUAAUGUUAAUGCUCAGUAUCUGAGUUUAGAAAUGUAAUUUGUUCUUGGUGCAUUCUUCUGUUUGCUUGUAUUUUCUGCUCUGAUCUUUCAUAAGGUAUGCGGACUGGCCAUAUAUUUUGUUAUAUUUGACACAUAAAUGCACUAACCGCUAUGGGAUGCCAGGACUUAAUGUCACACACGUCAACUGUGAUUCAAUUGUGAUCUGACUUCAACAAGGGACUUGAUUUUAGAAAGAAAUGUUAGAAUUUCUGAAAAGAGACCAUUUUUAGAUGUACAUACGUAAAAGGAAUAUUUCUGAUUUUGGAAGACAAAGACUGACCAGUAGCAAAAUGAGCCGCCAUGAGACUUCAAGACUAUAUCAGAUGAAUAUUGAUGCUGUGUAACAGUUUCACUAAAAACACCUAACAUCCUU